AUGUCGGAUGUGUCGAACUUCUCAGCUUGGGAGACCCUGCCGGAGGACGAAUCUCCACCGUGCAUCGCAGUUCGACGCCCAGAGCCACCUCCACGCCACUUUGAGGCGGCCAGUUACACGUUCGUAAACUUCGAACGAUUCUCAAUUGAGACGCCGCCGGAUGACGUACCUCCACUGUUCAUAGUAGUUCGAAGCAUACAGUCACCUCCACGCGAGUAUGAGGUGGAAAACUGUUCUGGAGGACGGUAUUACUGA
Molecule: messenger RNA, 255 nt
Organism: Necator americanus (New World hookworm)
Lineage: Eukaryota; Metazoa; Nematoda; Chromadorea; Rhabditida; Ancylostomatidae
Exons: 2
Coding region: 1-255 (84 amino acids)
Source: RefSeq, a predicted model, not a curated record